AUGACUGACUUUAGUACUAUAAUUAUGUUCUUGUUUACAGAAGAGUCUACAGCUGUAGAGAAGAGGAGGCCUCUUACUCGACUGAAUAUUCAUUCUGCAUUCUGGAUUUUGGCAUCAAUUGCUGUGACAUACUACUUUGAUUUUUUUGAAACAGUUAAAGAAACUAUGCAAGCACGUAGCUCUUGGUUUGCCUUUGGCACUUGUUUGUUGACUGCAUCUUUAUCUGUUGCCUCUUACUGCAUACUCUAUCUUGAGUGGUAUCGUGGAAUUGAGGACUAUGAUGCACAGUAUCCAGUGCUGAUACCUGUAUCAACAGCUACCUUCAUUGCAGCAGCGAUUUGUUUCAACAUUGCCUUAUGGCCUGUCUGGAGGUUUAUGACACCUUUGUUGCUCUUCACUCAGUUUAUGGGUGUUGUGAUGCUUGUGUCACUCCUGGGAUAA
Molecule: messenger RNA, 441 nt
Organism: Mesitornis unicolor (brown roatelo)
Lineage: Eukaryota; Metazoa; Chordata; Aves; Mesitornithiformes; Mesitornithidae
Gene: TMEM128
Product: transmembrane protein 128
Exons: 3
Coding region: 1-441 (146 amino acids)
Source: RefSeq, a predicted model, not a curated record